AAGGCGGUUGAACAAGUCUGGUAGGUAUCGAGAAUGAAAGGCUUCGUUGGCUGAUGUACGGGAAUGAUAUACUGAAGACAGAUAGAUAUGAUCCAAAAGCUUGUAGUGUUGUCGGUCUGCCUGUAUGUCAAUCAGAUUCUUCAAGUAUGCCGAUCUCAUUACUUGCUGUAUCUACGACUGCGUAUGCAUAUUUCCCGCAAGAUGCGACUCGGUUCAAGAAAAGAAGAAAAGAAAAAUGCAUGAGCAACGGAUCGGAGUGCUUUGCCUUACAGCGAGCUUUGUGCGUAUGCUAGUGUCAACAUAUGCACUGUUGCUUCAUGUCGUCCUUGUUGCAGCCCGAGUGUCUCUUCUCUUACCAGUUCCGGGUACUAAAGCUCGGAAACAGGGAAGACAACAUUGCCCUAUUUUCCUCCAGGUCUGGGAGGUCUUACCCAUGCUCCUUGGAUACGCUUCCACACUUAGCGAACCUUGUCCGUAUGUUCCCCGCGUAGGCUUGCCAGUUUCCAUCUCGUUGACUCGGGUACUCAUUCACCGUGUUUCCGAUCGUCUCUUCAUUGUUGGUUCGUCACCGAGGCUCAUGUUCAACUGGCAUUCGCCCGAAGUAGUACGAGGCUGAUAGGGAUGAGAUAAGAUUGCUGUGCCUGGCGUGCCGUCCCACGGUUUUCAGGAAAGGAAACGGGGGGAAGUCCGUCUUGGCUGUAACGAGGAAAGGUGUUUGUUAACAAGUGAACAAAUGGAAGAAAUCCAGACGACAGAGAAUCGAGAAACCGUU
Neurospora hispaniola is the source of this 772-nucleotide messenger RNA. RefSeq lists its product as uncharacterized. The transcript has a single exon. Lineage: Eukaryota; Fungi; Ascomycota; Sordariomycetes; Sordariales; Sordariaceae. Bases 125 to 616 code for a protein of 163 amino acids. The record is from RefSeq and is a predicted model, not a curated record.